This is a messenger RNA of Gasterosteus aculeatus aculeatus (three-spined stickleback), 3784 nucleotides long. RefSeq names its product piwi-like RNA-mediated gene silencing 1 (gene piwil1). Gene Ontology annotation, molecular function: RNA binding; protein binding. The record is from RefSeq and is a predicted model, not a curated record. NCBI's taxonomy places the organism in Eukaryota, Metazoa, Chordata, Actinopteri, Perciformes, Gasterosteidae.
UCUCUGAAUUUUUCAUCAUGGUCACAAGUUAAACUUGAUGGGAAUGGGAAUGCCAACUAUAUACGCAAGGUCUUCUUAUUGGAAAAACCCAUAACCCUAUGAUGACCUAUUUCUGUGCUUUAUUCAAUCGUAGGCCAAAGGUCCAUACUUAAAAAGAAAAUAGAGUUCAUACUUUCAUUUCAUUUAUACUCUUACGUGAAAUACAUGCAGGUCUUACGUCCAUUAUGACUAAUAAGUUUAGGUUAAAACAACACUUACAAAUAGUUCUGUGUAUUAGAUGGUUGAGUUUAACCAGAGACGUGUCGGUGACGGUACGAGGGGCUGUGCUGACCCCUAGUGGUCGCCAUGGAGCUCUGCCUGGUGGAGAAAAUGCACACACUGCGCAUCAAAAAGUAGUUCUUGGGUAUUUCUGAUGACUUAUUUCAGUAACCUUUCGAAUUACUUAUUUAUUUGAUCAAUUAUGAACAAAUGAUUAUAUUAUUAUCAUUAAUAAUAUAUUGAAAAUAAGGAGGUGUGUCAUAAAAGUAAAAAAAAUAAUCUUUAGCAGCGUAUUAAUAUAUGAAGUGAAGAGGCCUGGGCUAAAUUGCUUGUCAUCGUUGCACCUGUGGUAAAACUUUCUUUCGUCGAAUGUUUUGAAACUUUACCAAAAUGUCUGGACGGGCGCGAGCCAGAUCAAGAGGCCGAGCACGCGGUCAAGAGACUGCGGCGCCCGGAAUGAGCUAUGCUCAAGGAGAGCCUGAACCACCCGCUCCCCCACCCGCAGAGGGAGAGCUUGUUGGAAGAGGGAGGCAGAAAGGUGCACCCGGCCCUUUUUCUGCAGAAGCUGUUCUACAGAUUUCAGCCGGAUUUCAGCAGGUGAAGCUUGGCGAACGAGGCGGACGGCGACGUGAUUUUAACGAUGUCGGGAUCAACACAAGGCGUGCCAUGGAGCAUGUCAAGGAUUCAAAGUUGGGAACAUCCGGUUCGCCAAUUCCGUUGACAGCCAACUUCUUUCGCAUCAUGUCCCGCCCUGAGUGGGUGCUGUAUCAGUACCACGUGGACUUCAAUCCACCAAUGGAGGCUCGUCGUCUGAGAUCCGCUCUCCUCUACCAGCACAAGGAUGUUCUUGGGCCAGCAGACAGCUUUGAUGGAGCUUUGCUUUUUUUACCAAAUCGAUUGGCCCAAAAGGAGACAGUGCUCCACAGUGAAACAAGGAAUGGAGAGAAAGUUCAGAUAACUGUCACCAUGACGAAUGAACUGCCACCCACAUCCCCAGUGUGCAUUCAGUUUUACAACAUUCUGUUCAGAAGGAUCUUGAGGAUUCUCGACAUGCAGCAGAUUGGACGCAACUACUACAACCCCAAUGAUCCACUCGACAUCCCAAAACACAGCUUGACCAUCUGGCCAGGCUACACCACCACCAUUUUGAAGUACGAGACCUCCAUCAUGCUGUGCACUGACGUCAGCCACAAGGUGCUGCGUAGUGAGACAGUCCUCGACUUUAUGGCCAACCUGAGGCAAAAGUGUGGAAAUCAACGCUUCCCUGAGAUCUGUGCGAAGGAACUUGUUGGACUCAUAGUCCUCACCAAGUACAACAAUAAGACCUACAGGAUUGAUGAAAUUGCGUGGGAUCACACUCCCAACAACACAUUCACGAGGGGAGACAAGGACAUUUCUUUCAAGGACUACUAUAAGAUGCAAUAUAACCUGGACAUCGUCGAUGUGAACCAGGUGCUGCUGGUCAGCCAAGUGAAGAGGUUGGGUCCCGCUACAGCGCCGCCUCCUGGCCCUGCCAUGCUGAUCCCAGAGCUGUGCUUCCUAACAGGCUUGACUGACAAGAUGCGAGCUGACUACAUGAUCAUGAAGGACUUGAGCACGCACACCAGAUUGGAUCCAAUGGCGAGGGAAGGACGCCUCAACAGAUUUGUCCGCAAUAUUCAUAAGAAUCCUGACGCACGAGCAGAGUUGGAUAAAUGGGGACUGAGCUUUGAUAAGCAGCUCCUAAGUCUGACUGGCAGAGUUCUUCCAGCAGAAAGGCUUUUCCAGGGAUCAAGAUCAUACGACUACAGGCCCAGCGAGGCUGAAUGGUCCAGAGAGAUGCGUGGCUUGCCUCUGAUCAGCGCUCCUCCGCUGGAGAACUGGCUGUUUUUAACCACCCGCCGUACCAGCACUGAAGCCCAGGCCCUCCUGCAGUCCCUCAACAGGGUCUCGGGUCCACUCAACAUCCGGAUACAGAGACCCGUCAUGAUUGAGUACGAGGAUCAUCAAGAAUCUCUCCUCCGAACCCUGCAGCAGAACGUUGGACCCCAAACACAGAUGGUGGUGGUGGUCCUCCCCAGCAACCGUAAGGACAAGUAUGACAGUGUGAAGAAGUACCUCUGUGUGGACUGCCCCACUCCCAGCCAGUGUGUGGUUGGCCGCACCCUCAGCAAACCGUCGUCACUCAUGACUGUGGCAACCAAGAUUGCUCUUCAGCUGGCUUGCAAGAUGGGAGGAGAACUCUGGAGUGUGGAAAUCCCUCUCAAACAGCUGAUGAUUGUGGGCAUUGACUGCUACCAUGACACCGUUGCUGGGAAAAGGUCUAUUGGAGCUCUAGUUGCCAGCCUCAAUCAGGGCAUGACCAGGUGGUUCUCAAAGUGUGUCUUUCAGCACAGAGGCCAGGAAAUAAUGGAUGGACUGAAGAUGGCUCUAUGUGCUGCACUGAAAGACUACCUCAAGUUCAACAACUACCUGCCUUCACGCAUCAUAGUGUACAGAGAUGGAGUGGGAGACGGCCAGCUGCACAGCGUGGUCAACUACGAGGUUGCACAGAUCAUCGAAUCCAUCAAGUCCAUGGGGCACGACUACGUGCCCAGGCUGAGUGUGGUGGUGGUGAAGAAGCGCAUCAACAGUAGGUUUUUUGCCCAAAUGGAUGGGAAAGUGUCCAACCCUCCCCCGGGCACCGUCGUGGACUCAGAGGUCACCCGUCCAGAGUGGUAUGACUUCUACAUAGUGAGCCAGGCUGUCCGCUCUGGAAGCGUCUCGCCAACCCACUACAAUGUUGUGUACGACACCAGUGGGCUGAAGCCUGAUCACAUGCAGCGGCUCACCUACAAGCUGUGCCACAUGUACUACAACUGGCAGGGGAUCGUCAGAGUGCCCGCUCCCUGUCAGUAUGCCCACAAGCUGGCUUUUCUUGUGGGUCAAAGCAUCCACAGAGAGCCCAAUGUGAAGCUGGACGAACUCCUCUUCUACCUAUAAGGAUGAAACCUUUUUUUUUUUUUUCCUGCUGUUCAGCUGGUGUGCUUGCUCUUGAGUUGCCAUGUUAAACUGUUUUGUUACACUAGCCAAAGUGGAGUUGUUGUUGUUUUUUUUCUUCUUUUUUUUUAAUAGCCUUGGAGUUAUGCAAUUUGGGAGGUUUAAGUGUAUUUCUGACUAAAGACUCAAAUCAGAAACCAGCCUGUAGCUCAUAUGCUGAAAAAUGACCAGUAUACCCUGACGUCUGGUGAAACCGCAUUGAACCUUGACUGGUCUAAAAGUGGUAAAUAUUUAUACGUGUUGUUGUACAAGCUUAAGUUUUCUUGACUCAAAAAAAAUAUUGAGGUUCAGAUAUUCCUUUUUACAGCGGAAUUAUGUUGUUUAUUUUAAUAGUUUAUUAUACAAUUGUUAUGUGUUUUCCACGAGGGUAGUAAAAGCAAGCUCACGUGUCACAUUUAGUUCCCAUAGAUUUAACAUCUGAGUAUUAUUUCUGUUAGAUUGCUCUGAUAAACAUCUGUAUGUGUGUUAUAUCAUUUAACCUUAAAACACAAAUGCAAUUAUUAAAAAA